UGUGCGCGCGUCGUAAACAGAUUAAACUUUAAAUAAGUACAAUUUUGGAUAACGUAUUUCUUUGGAGAGCCAGGCCGAGAGAGCAGAAAGAGAGUGAAAAAGAAAAAACAAUCGGUUCGGCGGCAAUACGGGUAUUUUUAAUCUAAGCUAAAAACGAAAAAAAAAAAAAGUAAAAUAUACGGGUAGAGCCGAGUGCUAAAAAUCGGGAAAUUAAUUUAAUGCAAUAUUUCUAAAUGUGUUUAUAAAUCGCUAGCAACGUAGUAACUAAUUGCAAAAAGCAUCUCCCCAUCUCUCUCAUACAUAUACAAAUCGCGCGACUAGGAAUUUAUCUAAAGUGUAAACCAAAUGCUAAUCUAAGCUGCUAAUCUAAGUGUAAACUAAGUGUAGGAACCAAUACGAGAAUUUAAACGCGUCUAAAACUGAAACUCAAGCAAACCAACAAACAAGAGACAAACAAACGUUUGUCAAGCAAAGCAACGCGCGCGACAAAACAGCAACGCAACGAGAAUUUCCUCUCCUCUCCGUGGUCCCUUAGGUCGGCAAAAUAGCUAAGUCCAUUUUGCAAUUCUUAAAAAAGAAGAAAUCCCAUCAUAGUUCGACAUCGGGCGAGGGCAAGCUACAGCAGCAGUCCAGCUACGAGGAGGAGGGCGUCGGCGGUGGAGGAGGACCGGAGCAGGCGGCUAGCAGCAGCAGCUCGGCUGGGCCAGGAGGAGCAGUAGGAGGAGGCGCCGCCGCCGCAAGCCAAAAGACAACGCCCCCAACGGCAGCAGCAGCAUCCGAAGGAGGAGCGGCAGCAGCGACCACGACAGACGGAGCAACAGCAAAAGCAGGAGCAGCAGGAGCCGCCAGUGAGGAACAGCCACAGGUAUCUGCCAGCGCCACGUUUCGCCUUUCAUCGCUCACGGGCACAAUCUCGAAGAUGGGAAACAACGCGACCACGUCCAACAAGAAGGUGGAUGCCGCCGAGACGGUCAAGGAGUUCCUCGAGCAGGCGAAGGAGGAGUUCGAGGACAAGUGGCGCCGCAACCCCACCAAUACCGCUGCCCUCGACGACUUCGAGCGGAUCAAGACGCUCGGGACGGGCUCCUUUGGCCGCGUGAUGAUCGUCCAGCACAAGCCCACGAAAGACUACUACGCCAUGAAGAUCCUCGACAAGCAGAAGGUCGUCAAGCUGAAGCAGGUGGAGCACACGCUGAACGAGAAGCGCAUCCUGCAGGCCAUCCAGUUCCCCUUCCUCGUCUCGCUGCGCUACCACUUCAAGGACAACUCCAACCUCUACAUGGUCCUCGAGUACGUGCCCGGCGGCGAGAUGUUCUCCCACCUGCGGAAGGUGGGCCGCUUCUCGGAGCCCCACUCGCGCUUCUACGCGGCGCAGAUCGUGCUGGCCUUCGAGUAUCUGCACUACCUGGACCUCAUCUACCGGGACCUCAAGCCCGAGAAUCUGCUGAUCGACUCGCAGGGGUACCUCAAGGUCACAGACUUUGGGUUCGCCAAGCGCGUCAAGGGCCGCACCUGGACGCUCUGCGGCACGCCCGAGUAUCUGGCGCCGGAGAUCAUCCUGUCGAAGGGCUACAACAAGGCCGUCGACUGGUGGGCGCUCGGCGUCCUCGUCUACGAGAUGGCCGCCGGCUAUCCGCCCUUCUUCGCGGACCAGCCCAUUCAGAUCUACGAGAAGAUCGUCUCGGGCAAGGUGCGCUUCCCCUCGCACUUUGGGUCCGACCUGAAGGACCUGCUGCGCAACCUCCUGCAGGUUGACCUGACCAAGCGCUAUGGCAAUCUGAAGGCGGGCGUCAAUGAUAUUAAGAACCAGAAGUGGUUCGCCUCCACCGACUGGAUUGCGAUCUUCCAAAAGAAAAUCGAGGCCCCCUUCAUACCCCGGUGUAAGGGGCCCGGCGACACAAGCAAUUUCGACGACUACGAGGAGGAGGCACUGCGGAUCUCCAGCACCGAGAAGUGCGCCAAGGAGUUUGCUGAAUUCUAGAUCAAGUUUUCCACCUCCACUCCACCCAUAUUUUUGCAACCGCCACAACAACAACAACAGCAGCAAAAACAACAAUUGCAACAACAGCAGGACAAAUCAGAUCCGGUGGACUUGCCUCCUGCUCCUGGAGUUGCUGUUGCGGCCUAGCGGACCCUGUCCUCAUAGCCGUAGCCGUAGCCGUAGCCGCCGUCGUUGUCGUCGUCGUCGUCGUCGUCGUCUUGUCUAUAUGUCUACUUCUACUUGCAACUGCAACUGCAACAAACAACAACAAAAACAACUACUAACUACAUCUACUUCGUCUACGUGUACGUCUGGACAUAUGGUGUAUCUAUAUCUAUGUCUAUAUCCAUCCACAUGCCACGUAUCUAUCCACACAACACAACACAACAAGAACACGAACGUCUCUAUCUACUCCACAAUGGAUUUUUCACUACAAUUUUCAUAAAUCAUAAGCAACACAAAACUACAAAAACUACAAACAACAAACUACAAACUUCAAGCUACAAACUACAAAGAACUACAAUCUACAGGUGGAACAGUGUAAAAGUAGCGCUGCUCCUCCUCCUCGAAGCCAAACCUCAGCCGAAGCAGCCUUUUUGUCUAGAGACCAGCCAGCCAGAGAGGGCCAGAAGCGGGACAGGAUAACAGGAUGAGCGGAAGGGAAAGGAAACAGAAAGGAAAAGGAAUGGAAUGAAUGCCCAAAUGGAAUAGAAGCCCAAAUAGAGUUAUAGAAAUAGCAAUGGAAACAAUUAAAAUGACUUACAUAUAGAUAUUCAUUCAUACA
Drosophila persimilis is the source of this 2765-nucleotide messenger RNA. RefSeq names its product cAMP-dependent protein kinase catalytic subunit (gene Pka-C1). Gene Ontology annotation, cellular component: cAMP-dependent protein kinase complex; nucleus. Lineage: Eukaryota; Metazoa; Arthropoda; Insecta; Diptera; Drosophilidae. The transcript has 3 exons. The record is from RefSeq and is a predicted model, not a curated record. Gene Ontology annotation, molecular function: ATP binding; cAMP-dependent protein kinase activity. Gene Ontology annotation, biological process: peptidyl-serine phosphorylation. Bases 920 to 1981 code for a protein of 353 amino acids.